Haemonchus placei is the source of this 984-nucleotide messenger RNA. Lineage: Eukaryota; Metazoa; Nematoda; Chromadorea; Rhabditida; Trichostrongylidae. The record is from the annotation of a GenBank genome assembly.
AUGUUUACUCAACUUCGGACAUUUUUCGUUUAUUAUUUUGACUACUAUAACCAGUUACCUGAAGUAGAACAUAUAGAGUUGUUAGUAUCGUUUAGCAUUCUCCGAAGUUAUAUCCUUCUUCAUUUCAGUUUCACAUAUAUUCGCAUAAUCGCCAUCGUACAGUUUGUGUUUUUCAUCGUGCCGUUUCCUCUGAAGAUCCUCACCGAGCACUAUCAACGCGGUCAGACGUGGAUUGCCGCCAACUUCUUGCCUGUUGUCAUCGGGCUCUUUCACUUUGCUAUUUCGUCACUAUGUCUUUGUGUUGCUUUCCGAUUGCAACUCUUGCUCAAUUACGUUAGGCGUUCAAGACGAUGGAAUUCGUUGGCCUGGGUGGCCUGGCGUAAGAUUUGCUGGAUUCUGCCCUUCGGUGUGAUCGUCAAUGUAUCGCUCUGCUUCGAGUACAAUCUUGACUACGAUUUUUGCGUGAUCGGGAAUCGUCCGCAUGCCAUCGGACGAGCAAGACUUUCUGAGACAGCCAGACAGGAUCACAUCAAGAUGGAAGUGAUUCGAUUCACACCGUCGCUUAUUUACUGGUUGGCAGUUUUUUGCUGUGUUGGUUUCUUUGUUUCCGUACGUUGUCUACUCCCGCAAAUCGGCUCACCGUACGCGGCGAAGCAUGCUCCGCUGUUCGCCAAUCUUCGCCCAAUGCUCCUAGCACUAAUGACCUCUCAGUCAAUCGUUCAUCAACCCAGCACGUUUUGUGCAGCAGGACAGUGCAGCAUCGAUGAUGCAACAAAGCAGCAAUUAGGCAUGAAUUUCACACCACAUUUCGCUCACAUCUCUUCCAUAUUCUUACGACCUGGCUUCAUUCGUAAACGCUCGAAAGUGCGCAAAGACUCAACGUUGCGAAAAGUCACAAAGCACAUAACUCCUGCUGUCGCCUACAGCAAACUUGAAAUGGAAAACUCUGAAAUUGACAACAGAAACUAUAAUGUACGCCCGUAA